Octodon degus (degu) is the source of this 1126-nucleotide messenger RNA. RefSeq names its product sodium/potassium transporting ATPase interacting 4 (gene Nkain4). Gene Ontology annotation, biological process: regulation of sodium ion transport. The transcript is spliced from 7 exons. The record is from RefSeq and is a predicted model, not a curated record. NCBI's taxonomy places the organism in Eukaryota, Metazoa, Chordata, Mammalia, Rodentia, Octodontidae. Bases 16 to 642 code for a protein of 208 amino acids.
CGGGUGGAGGACGCCAUGGGCUCCUGUUCCGGCCGCUGCACGCUCCUGGCGCUCUGCGCUCUGCAGCUGGUCACCGUCCUGGAGAGGCAGGUGUUUGACUUUCUGGGCUACCAGUGGGCACCCAUCCUGGCCAACUUCAUCCACAUUGUCAUGGUCAUCCUGGGGCUCUUCGGCACCAUCCAGUACCGGCCACGCUACAUCAUGGCGUAUGCCGUGUGGGCAGCCAUCUGGGUCACCUGGAACGUCUUCAUCAUCUGCUUCUACCUGGAAGUGGGGGGCCUGUCGAGGGACAGUGAGCUCCUGACCUUCAACUUCUCCUGGCACCGAUCCUGGUGGCAGGAGCACGGGCCAGGCUGUCCGCAUGCGGGGGCUUCCUUGGCUGGACCCAGGACCCUGCAUGGCCAGGCUCUAGGGUCAAGUACUGGCUGCGCCCUGGAGCCCGGCCACGUAGAAGCCCUGCACAGCGGCCUGCAGAUCCUGGUGGCGCUCCUGGGCUUCGUCUACAGCUGCUAUGUGGUCAGCAUGCUCACAGAGGAAGAGGACAGCUUUGAUUUCAUUGGUGGAUUUGAUCCAUUUCCUCUGUACCAUGUUAAUGAAAAGCCAUCCAAGCUCUUGUGCAAGCAGGCGCAUUUGCCUGCGUAAGUGAGGCUGCAACUGCCCCUGCCCCUGAGACCUCCAACUUCAGCCACUACCAGCAAUACCUUGGAGACCCUCAGCCCGGGACCCCCGCUGCCUCCUGCCUGCCCUGCACUCUGUAGAUGACACCAGCAUGUGCUUGGCCACCCUGGACACCAGCCAGGGCAGGAGAGCCAAGCCAGCGUGGACCCUGGCUGCAAUGUGGAAGGAGUUUAUCAUUUUUCUUUCUAAAAAAGAAAGAGAGAAAAGGCGCAAAAGUAAAUGAAGAGAAAACAAGAAGGCACAUUCCCACUCUUCUCAGCCCCCGCUGGGGUUUCAGCUCCAUCCACAGCAGGGCUGGACUGUUUGCUAAGGGGCUUCCUCCCCAGGUGGCCUGCCCGAAGGGUGACUGUGGCUUGCUGCCAGGGGAACGAUGGCCCCACCAGGAAGUCCAAACAAGCCACUGUGACUUUUGGGGGCUUUGAUCAGACACUGUGCCCUGGUCCACCUC